Molecule: messenger RNA, 839 nt
Organism: Eufriesea mexicana
Lineage: Eukaryota; Metazoa; Arthropoda; Insecta; Hymenoptera; Apidae
Gene: Saysd1
Product: SAYSVFN motif domain containing 1
Exons: 2
Coding region: 175-663 (162 amino acids)
Source: RefSeq, a predicted model, not a curated record
ACAGGAACCUAUAAUAUAUAUGUGGACCAAUAACAUAGUGUAUAAAUAAUGCAACUAUAAUAAUUGACCAAUCCUUUUACGAAAUGGUUAUUAUAUUGUAAACUGAAUCGCGAAUGAAUAUAACGCAACGUACUUAAUGAUAACUUUGUUUAACACUCGAUAUUCGCAUACAGUAUGGUUGGAGAUAAUAUAAAAAAUAGACUUAACACAUAUAGACGCCAGAAAUACAGAGAAGAAAUGUCAGAAUCAGUUAAGAAUAUGAUACAAUCUGUCUUACCGUGGAGUAGAAAUAAAUCAGCUGAAGAUUCUUCAGUGGUAACGCCAUUGAACGAUGUGAAGGAUGACCAGGAUAUGGAAAGUACUUGUUCUGAUGAUAGUGUCAACCAAUCACAAUGUACAAUGCUAAGAAUAAUAGCAUAUCUAUUAUACUUUCUUCUAUGGGUCACCUUAUAUAUUAUUGCAAUUGAAUUUGAAUUUGGAGCAGUAUAUUUUAUUUUAUCUACAUUAAUAUUUAUUUGGCUGAAUACUCGAUCUAGACCAAAGAAACCAGGUGAACUUAGUGCCUAUUCUGUAUUUAAUCCAGACUGUAAAGCUAUUGAAGGAACACUUGACGCAUCACAAUUUGAAAGGGAGCUAAUAUAUGGCAUGGGAAACAUACAUUAAUUUAAAUUAUACAAUAUUUGAAUCGAUCUAAUUUAUCACAGGCAAAGUAAUUCACAUUUUGUACUUCUAUGUGUAUAAAUGUACGUGUCUGUAUAUUUUAUAAUAGUAUGCAAAUGAAAAAUAGGAACUCCUAGAUAAAAAAUUAAGCUAAGUGUCAAAAAUGAAGCUAAGUAAAA